AUGCAAGCGGUCCACCAUGAUGCGCUCUCUGCCUUCGCAGAGCAACCGGUUCUUGUGGAUGGCUCAUCCCGGGACCUGUCGCUUAAGGGCCCCGUCCCCAAGAACGUCGCCUUCGAGUUACUAUUGGAUGAGAACUCCAAGGUUCGAGCCCGUAUCCCCAUGCGCGUUCAAAUAUACCCUCAUGAUACGACGGAUUCCAUCGUGACCACGGUCAAAAAUUUCUAUGGCAUCUACGACGGCACCGCCAGUGGGGUGAGCUUCGAGGAUGAACAUGGAAUCACCCUCAUCGCAAGGUAUGAAAACCUCAAGAGUAACGGAACAGUAUAUGUUCGAGUCAUUCCCAUUCAACCCUAUGGUGAAUUUUACGGUGGUUAUUCCGUUGAGCGCAAGCGACCCAGCUUAGGCGAACCUUUUCAGAUGGCCGAUGGCGUUGCACCAAUCCUUGAACAGCCACCGCGACCAUCAUCGCGGCUGGCAAGGAAUCGCAGUGCCUCUCCAUCUAACCGAAGCCUUCGCAGCGCCUCUCAGCACAAGUCGGUCUCUCGUAACGGCAUCAAAAGUCGGGGCUCGAGCCAUGCUGGCUUCCCUGAUGAUGACGGCCUAAGCGACAGCGAAGGAAGCUUAUCCCGCCGGUCUCGCGGCGACGCCUUCGCUAGCUCUGAAAUAAGUAUGGAGAAUAUACUACAAGAUGGUCGUCGCAAACGUCCCAAGUUUGACAGUUCGGAACUCCCACUUUUCGUUCCUCCACAAGUCCCUCUAACUACCUCUACCUCCUCUAUCUCUCCUCAACGUCGUUCCAUCGGCCAAGAAGGUGCCGGCUCACCUUUUGCUCGCCCUACCCACCGCCCAUACAACUUCCAGCAAGCGCUGCCGUCGCCACAAAGCUAUGGCCACAGUGAAUAUGGUGUACAAUCAGCACGUAAUGGUGUAUAUGCGACGCCUAUGGUCCCAGACCAUGCGCACCGUGUACCAUAUAGCAAUUCUGCUCCGCGAGUGAGUGGUCCUGGCAUUCUGCCUACUCCAGACCCCACUAUCGCCAGCUGUAUUUCCGACGAGGACGUCGCUAUGCAGCUAAUCCGCCUCGGCGAUGCCUCCAACUUCUCUCAUGGCCGCACCUCGGCGUCAACAUUGGACGAUGCUUUCAGUGGCGCUGCCGACGCCGCCUCUUCCACUGGCGCAACCAGCGAAGGCGAGGACUUUAGCGAGGACGAAGAUGACCUGCCUGCCCGUCGCAGACUUGAGUCAAGUCCCAUGCUUCCGCCGGGUACCAUCAAGCGCCAUCACAAGCGCUUGGAUGACAUCCUUCCCAGUGCUGACAGCAGUGACCACAGUUCUGACGGUGCCGAUGAGGGCAUUAAGAGCGAAGCCGAGGAUGACAUCUUGUAUAAGGAGUUUGCUCCCAAGGCCAAAAAGCCCAAGAGCCGCCCAAUGUCUAUCAAGCCUCGCAGUAAGCCUGCGCCAAAGCCCAUCAAGACCAAGAAUGCAGCGGCGCCUGUCUCUCGCAAGCCUUCUGAUAAACCAGCUGGGCCUGUUGCCCCUCUCAGCCCCAACUCUGCCCGCAAGGUCUCCGGUGGCUCCGUCAACUUUCAGCACCAGCUCGGAGCAGAUGAAGAGGAUCUCUCUACCAAGCCUCGCUGCCAACGCUGCCGUAAGAGCAAGAAGGGCUGUGAUCGUCAACGUCCGUGUGGACGUUGCAAGGAUGCCGGAAUCGGCAUCGAAGGCUGCGUCAGCGAGGACGAGGGCAAUGGUCGGAAAGGCCGAUAUGGACGCCACAUGGGUGUCCCGGUCAAGAAAAACGGCGAUGGCGAAGAAGAAGAAGAUCUCUCAGACGACGGCCACAGCCAUGAGCAUGAGCAUGAGUUCCCGCCGAUGCCAGACACACCGCUGGUAGGCGUGGACAACAAGAAGCGAAAGCGCUAG
Molecule: messenger RNA, 1920 nt
Organism: Penicillium cosmopolitanum
Lineage: Eukaryota; Fungi; Ascomycota; Eurotiomycetes; Eurotiales; Aspergillaceae
Product: putative C6 finger domain protein
Exons: 2
Coding region: 1-1920 (639 amino acids)
Biological process (GO): regulation of DNA-templated transcription
Molecular function (GO): DNA-binding transcription factor activity, RNA polymerase II-specific; zinc ion binding
Source: RefSeq, a predicted model, not a curated record